AUGCAGCAAUUUACAGGACUUAAACUUUUCGAUGCAGACGCUCUUUCAAAUUUUCCGAGAUACUGUACUGACAUCUACAUCAUAAAGCGCUUUCUUGCCGGCCGGCUCGCUGCUGGUAUGAACGGCAAGGCGCCGCCAACGGUCGGCAAGUACACUGUCGACGUGGGCGCUUUCGAGGGGUUCGCGCUUCCAGCGCUGGAGCCUCCAAAGGAGGAAAAGUUCCAGCUUCCAGAGAAUGCGCGGCUAUUCAAACUGCCUGACGGCGCGGAGAAGGUCGUUAGCCUUCUCUACGAGCCGACCGAUGAGGAGGAAGGUGCCAACAGCCGCAUACGCCUGGAGUUUGGCGAGGUAUUGAAUGUACCGCCCUCUUCUCUUCGGGAGGUACCGGAAGGGUGGAAGCCGGAAGAUGAGGAGGAGGAUGAGGAACCGGUUCCUCGUCUUUGCGUUGUAGACGAGGUUGGCAAAAUGGGUUUGCUUUCCGUUCAGUUCCCCAAGACGCUGGCUCGAGUGUUGGAGAUAGACACGGUGCUGGCGACAGGGGUGCAGAGUGCCAAGGGUCAGCGUGACCCCGAAGCUGUCGAAGACAUUAAGAAACGACCUGGCGCACGCGUUGUGAAGCUGACGCGCGGCAAUCGCGAUGCGGUUGUUGACCAGACCUACGCGUUCCUGCGCGAAAGCCUUGGACUCGGCCCCCCGGGAACGGGGAAGCCCAAGCCCCGACGAGUCGACAAGAAGAAGCAAAAGGAGGAAGAGCGACGAGCCAAAGAGCAAGCUGAGCGCGAAGCCCGCGAGCGCGAGGAGAAGGAGAGGGAGGAGGCCGCUGAAAGGGAGAAGGCGGCCAGGACUGCCUUGGAGGGUCUCGUCAGAUUUGACAGUGAUUUGGAGAGCUUGUUAGUUGGCGCUGUCGGCAUGUCUGUUUCAGAGCCGGCCUUUGAUGAAGUGCUGGGGUCCAGGAAAGAGCGACAACUCGUGUGGAACUGA
Molecule: messenger RNA, 981 nt
Organism: Symbiodinium natans
Lineage: Eukaryota; Dinophyceae; Suessiales; Symbiodiniaceae
Source: the annotation of a GenBank genome assembly